Messenger RNA from Juglans microcarpa x Juglans regia, 951 nucleotides. Its product is annotated as membrane protein PM19L-like. The record is from RefSeq and is a predicted model, not a curated record. NCBI's taxonomy places the organism in Eukaryota, Viridiplantae, Streptophyta, Magnoliopsida, Fagales, Juglandaceae. Bases 203 to 742 code for a protein of 179 amino acids. The transcript is spliced from 4 exons.
GGUACCCAUUCGGGCCCUUAAUACACUGCUCAUUUAGGUUUGACGUUACGGCCAUACAUAUCUGUAAGCCUCUGGAAGUAUACACGCACCUGUAGGUAUACAUUUUGAAUGUCCUGAACCAGAAACCAUGUAGAUAAAAGCCUUCCUUUCGUCAACUUCAAAACCACUCACAAACCUUUUCUGUAUGCGUGUUUGAUACAAGAUGGCUGCUGGAAGGCGUGGUAGAGACCUGCUCGGUCCUCUUUUGGCGGUCAACUUGGUGGUGUAUCUUGUAGUUCUUGGACUGGCUGGAUGGUCCAUCGAAAAAUACAUCGAUGGUCAACAGAAUCACCCCCAUUUGGGUGGGAAUCCAGCAACGAGUUUUAUGUUGCUCUUCGCUUUGUUAGCGGGGGUGGUGGGGGCUUGUUCCGUGCUUCAUGGGCUUGCGCAUCUUCGGGCUUGGCGGAGUGAGAGUCUGGCUGCUGCAGGCUCUCUAGCAGCUAUCUCCUGGGCUGUUACUGCUCUUGCUUUUGGUCUGGCAUGCAAGGAAAUCAUUUUGGGAGGACACAGAGGAAAACGCCUGAAAACACUAGAGCUCUUUCUAUUCAUAUCGCUACUGAUUCAGUUGCUGUACGUGGGGCUUCUGCAUGCUGCGGUGUUUAACAGUACAUAUGGACCAGGUUAUCGUAGAGACGGCAAUGGCCAUGGUGGUGGCAUUGCCAUGGGUCAUGAACCCCAGAAGACAGACACUCCUGAAAUCUGAAACUUCUCGCACGCACAUUCUGUUAGUGAGCUUACAUGAAACAAACGUCUUCGUUUUCUUUUCCUUUCCGAAAGCUCUCGAAUCAAAUAAAAUGAAUCGCCAUGCUUCUGUAUGUUUUGUGCAUAAUUGAUUUCUCAAGGAAACUAGAAAGAACCACUUGUGGGGUACCAACAAUUGCUGCCAAAAGGUUUCCCAACGACGAGUACAAG